This is a messenger RNA of Pundamilia nyererei, 5708 nucleotides long. It is a transcript of the gene xpr1a, whose product is annotated as xenotropic and polytropic retrovirus receptor 1a. The transcript is spliced from 15 exons. Gene Ontology annotation, molecular function: inositol hexakisphosphate binding; phosphate transmembrane transporter activity. Bases 419 to 2506 code for a protein of 695 amino acids. NCBI's taxonomy places the organism in Eukaryota, Metazoa, Chordata, Actinopteri, Cichliformes, Cichlidae. The record is from RefSeq and is a predicted model, not a curated record. Gene Ontology annotation, cellular component: plasma membrane; Golgi apparatus; cytoplasm. Gene Ontology annotation, biological process: phosphate ion transport; cellular response to phosphate starvation.
CGAGGUCCCAACAGUGUCCGAGUUACACUGCGCGCUCUGCUGACGCAACCACGUCACAGUGGUUCAUAGCGAUGGCGGACCGCAGUGUCCCCAGACUUGCCCAGGGAGGGACCGAGCAAAGUCACUGAGCCACUUUCACCGGCUCCAGUAACCUGUCGCCCGACCACCUGUUAAAGGGAGGCCACUGUUGUUGUUCUCGUUGUCCCUCCCAUGAAAUAGUAUGUGGGACGGGAUCUGCAGGGAGUGCGCAGACCGGGACGAGCCAGAAGUGGAGUGAGCAGGAGCGCAGUGUGCCGCGCUGACGCGCCGCAUGUUGAGCCAGCAAGUUGACUGAUAAAAUAAAAGUCGCGUCGACGGGGAAGGGGACAGCCGCGCUCGGAUUUAACAGCGCUUUGAGGAGGACACUUGUUCCGGCAAAAUGAAAUUCGCGGAGCAUCUUUCGUCCCAUAUCACUCCAGAGUGGAGGAAACAGUAUCUUCAGUAUGAGGCAUUCAAGGAUAUGCUAUAUGCUGCCCAGGACCAAGCUCCAUCUACAGAAGUCACAGAUGAAGACACGGUGAAGAGAUACUACGCUAAGUUUGAGGAGAGGUUUUUCCAGACCUGUGAGAAGGAGCUUCUGAAAAUCAAUACUUUCUAUUCAGAGAAGCUUGCCGAGGCCCAGAGACGAUUUGCGACGCUGCAGAACGAGCUGCAGUCUUCACUGGACGCUCAGCGAGAGAGCAAUGCUUCGCCCGGUCUGCGGAAACGCAAGACCAGGUUCCACCUGUCGCAGGAGGAGCGCUGCAAACACCACAACAUCAAAGACCUGAAGCUAGCCUUCAGCGAGUUCUACCUCAGCCUCAUCCUGCUUCAGAACUACCAGAACCUGAACUUCACUGGUUUCCGUAAGAUCCUGAAGAAACAUGACAAGAUCCUGGAUACUUCCCGCGGGGCGGACUGGCGUGUGGCUCAUGUGGAGGUGGCACCUUUCUACACCUGCAAGAAGAUCACACAGCUCAUUACUGAGACGGAGACCCUGGUGACCACAGAGCUGGAGGGAGGCGAUCGUCAAAGGGCCAUGAAGAGGCUGAGAGUUCCUCCUCUGGGGGCAGCUCAGCCUGCUUUGGCCUGGACGACCUUUCGCGUGGGUCUCUACUGUGGCUUCUUCAUCAUUCUUGCCAUCUGCUUCGUUAUCACUGGUGCCGUGUUCUUCCGCUCUGAGAACGUCUGGCCUAUGGUGCGGAUCUAUCGGGGCGGUUUCCUGUUGAUCCAGUUCCUCUUCCUGUUGGGCAUCAACACCUAUGGAUGGAGACAGGCUGGAGUCAACCACGUCCUCAUCUUUGAGAUCAAUCCACGAAACAACCUCUCGCACCAACACCUGUUUGAGAUUGCUGGUUUCCUGGGCGUGUUGUGGUGUCUCAGCAUCCUCUCCUGUCUCUACUCGCAGUACACUUACAUCCCCAUGCAGGCCAACCCUCUCAUCCUUUAUGGCUUCAUGGUGCUCUUCCUCAUCAACCCCUUCAAGACCUGCUACUACAAAUCACGUUUCUGGCUCCUCAAAUUGCUGUUUCGUGUUUUCACCGCGCCGUUUCACCGGGUGGAGUUUGCAGACUUCUGGCUGGCUGAUCAGCUCAACUCUCUGGUGUUUACUCUCAUGGACCUGGAGUAUCUCUUCUGCUUCUACAUCUUCGAGCUGCAGUGGAGCAACAGCAAGGGCCUGUUACCCGACUUUGGAGGUUCCCGAGACUUCAUGUGCCACAGCUACUCCUACGGUCUCCGUGCCAUCAUCCAGUGUCUGCCUGCUUGGCUGCGUUUCAUCCAGUGCUUGAGGCGUUACCGUGACACAAAGAGGGCCUUCCCGCACCUGGUGAACGCUGGGAAAUAUUCUACCACCUUCUUUGUUGUCACCUUUGCCGCCCUCUACGCCACACACGAAGAGCAAAGUCACGCAGACGCCAACACCUUCUUCUACCUUCUGAUUGUGUCUUCAAUCAUCAGCUCCCUGUACACACUGAUCUGGGAUCUGCGUAUGGACUGGGGUCUGUUUGAUCGUGGAGCUGGCGAAAACAUCUUCCUCAGAGAAGAAAUCGUUUAUCCACAUAAGGCCUACUACUACUGUGCUAUUGUGGAAGAUGUGAUCCUGCGUUUUGCUUGGACGAUCCAGAUUUCUCUGAUCACAACGACCAAGAUCAACUCUGUGGGCGACAUCUUGGCCACCAUGCUGGCUCCUCUUGAGGUCUUCAGGCGCUUUGUGUGGAACUUCUUCCGUCUGGAGAACGAGCACCUGAACAACUGCGGUGAGUUUCGUGCGGUCCGGGAUAUCUCUGUGGCGCCGCUCAACGCUGACGACCAGACGCUGCUGGAACAGAUGAUGGACCAGGAGGACGGAGUCCGGAACCGCUCGGGCAAGAAGACCUGGAAGAGGUCCCACAGCCUGUCGCUCCGACGCCCCCUGCUGUCCACCUCACAAUCGAAGAAGGACACCAAGGUGCUAAUUGAAGAUACUGACGAUGAGGCCUUCAGCUGAGUCCACAGCAUCGGCACACGCACGCACACAAACACACACUUUACGACACUGUACUUAUAAAGACCUCGUUCGCUAACGCCUGACCUCAAAGCUCCUCCCUCGUAGAGUUAACGCGCAGGCCUACCCUUCAGUCUCGAAACCUUUAAAGCAGUGAGGACCAUCAGUCACUGUCCUCACCUCUGGGAAACUUACCUCAUCUUUACGUCCUUGUAAGUACAGUUGGUCUUUAUAAGUAUGGAAACAACACACACACACCUAUAAUGUAGAAACACACACAGAGAUAGACCCGCUGAAGCACAAGUAUAGUAUAACAUCGCUGCAGGUGAGGAGAGAGCUAAUGCCACCCAGACAAACAGCCACACAGUCAGACAGAUGGAGGACAGACAUCAAGGGAAACCUUCUGCACAUAACCGGCGAGAUAAGACCGCACUGCCCGGGGAUUAUCCUCUUCUGUUUUUUAAACGGACUUUUUUUAAUAUCUGUUGUUUACUUUUCUGUAGAUUCUUCUUUUAUUUCCUGAAUUUGUUUAGAAGACGCUGCAUAAAAUAGGCUACCGACGACUGUUUGCACACCUACACUAGGAUCAACAGGGAGAAGACAAAGCCAAUCAAAAGACUAACAAACACAAACCUGAGGAAGGACUCUACACGCAUAUCACAGCAUAUCAGAACAAAUCAACUGGUUUCAGCUUGUUGAUUCUUUUUAUACACCAUCUCUCUCUCUCCUUGUUUUUUUUUUCUUUUUAAUAUUUUUUAGUUGUAAUAACAUCAGUGUGCAAUCACAACCCUGGAGGCACUUGCAGGAAAAGUGCAUUUAUUACACAAAAUCUUGUACUUGUACACAAAAAGGGAAAUUUUGAUUCAAACAUUUCUAAGUCUGUGAAGUUCCUUUGUAAUAUUUGAUGUGCAUUAUGACUGUUGUAGUUGUUAAGUCCUUUUACAUUGUUGUUUAUACUAGUCAGACUAGUUGGAGCAUCUGAUUGUCGAUGUGUUUUAUAAUGUUUGGAAUGUUUUUCAUGGUUGAACUUGUGCCACAUUUUUAACGAGCUCAGAGUUAGGACCCUCGGUUAUCCCCGACCUCUAAUUAGUGCGUGAACGUGCCCUGUUAACUGCAGCAAAUGUACAUGCGUUGCUUUUCUUUACAUUAAUUACCAAAGUUUUCUUUUUUAUGAAUGUGACUGUGGCUGGGGUAGCUUCCUUUAACAAGCCUGCCAACUGAUAUAAAAACCAAACGUUUAAAAGCAGAUUGAAGUUUGCAGGCUGGAGAUCACAGUAACAUAAGCAGAGGUACAGCUGAUCAGCUCGGUCCUGUUCCAGAAAGCAGGUUCAACAAAUUCUACGUUUUCGGCUCCAGAACAAGCUGAUCGGAGUUGCUUCAAAUCAACUCUGAGUGUGAGGAAACUAAGCCGUGAUCAGUGCAGCGCUCAUCAGCCAAUAAUGGGUUUGACUGUGGGCUACGGCAUUUAGCAUAAAAGUAAAUGAAAAACAAAGUCAGCAUUGUCCACUCAGUCAUUCUUUACUUAAACUGAAUCCAACCAAAAUAUAUCUGAGUUUGGCACAAUUACAGUAGAAAAUAAAUUAUCUGUAGACAUCUAUUGAAUUCAAUUCAAUUGAAUUCAUCCAGAUACUCCGGAUGUGUCCUGAUUCUCAAACUUAUUUUAAAAUGCUUUCAGAACCUGAAAGUCGCUGAAGAUGCUGAAAUCUUCCUGUCAUCUCCAACGUGAAAGCUAAUGAAAGUGAUUACUACAGUAGUGCGCACUGUCAGGCAUCAGUGCAGGGCAUCUCAUGGACAACCUGACAGAUUCCUGACUGCCCACAGAGCUAGAAGGAUGUAUCCUAUAGAGCAGAGCUGGCAAUAAAUCCGUGGUAUGCCGUGGUCGCUGCUGUUACACUGAUGACAGAUUUAUUAUGAAAGCAGCCACGUUAGCCAUCAUAAACAACAAGCUAACAUAUAAAUGGGAUUGGACUGUUUGUAAGGACCAGCUUCUGUUCCCCUUGGUGCUUUAAGACUGACUGCACGAAUGAGAAAACCUUAAAAGUUGUUUAAAGGAAAUCUGUCAGUGAGCAGUUUACUUAUAGAGAGUCUGUUGCCCCGGUAACUGACCCGAUGUUUAGAUUAAUCCCGUCUCUAAAACAUCAAAUCCAGAGUUUUCACUAAACCUGCUCUCUGGAACGCGGCCCACGUAAACCGUGGAGCACUUUUAGAUUUCACUGAGCUCAGUGAGUCCCGUCAGUUUUAAAACCGAUGUGCCGGAUCAUGUCUUUGCAUCUUGUCUUAAUAUGAUUGCAUUGGUUCUCCGGACCAUGUUAGUCUUGAGUAAUGGUUGAAAAUUAGGCGACUGGGAUUCUUUAUGUUGAUGAAGAUGUUUCGCCUCUCAUCCAAAAUAACAGAAUUCCUGUGAUUACUGACGGCGGUGUUGCCAGAUUUGGUGGUUUUCCAUCCAGCGGCAGGUAAACGGUCGUUUCGUUCCAUAAUGAUUAAUAACAAAAACAAAACUGGGCUGCAUGUAAGGCCAUGAGGGGACUUGGCAGUGGUCGAACACUUAAUAAGCUCGUUCUCAGCUCUUUAACAAUGAAGCUUUCGGCUUCAUGUGGCUUUAUUUCCCGAGGGACGCCGCAGCGGAUGGAUCUGCAUGCUUGAUUUGGUGCAGAUUUUACACCGGAUGCUCUUUCUGCUGCAAUCGCUCUUGCUUGGGAUGAUGCUAGAAGCCCUCUGUGAUCCCGCUCUCUUCCCGAGCUUAAACCCGAGCCCUUCGCAUCUAAGGCUGUAACAACAGUAACCAUGGUUACAGAUCAUGCCAGAUCCACAGCAUUAUCCACGAUCUGUGACAAUUUCGUGCCACGAGAACAAUCAGGUGUCUUUGCUUCUGUAACACACACUUGAGCUCAAGCGUUGCUUCACUUAUCUCAGCUGUUACUGUUACAUUUUGAAGUAAGUGCGCCGCGUGUCUGGCCAAUGCUUUUACCAGCUACUGGUUUAAGUUUCGAGCUUCUCCUGUGAAAGGCCCCCUGGCUGUCCGAGAAACGAUGGCGACGCUUUAACGCUGACGUCUACGUGUGCGUGUUUGACCCUCUCGCUCUGCUGUUCCUCCCACCGCGGUAAAGUGAGCCGUCAUUUGUGAGCCGCGGUCAAGCCAGCCGCCUCCUAUCCGCCGCAUAAAUUUCCUUGCGCUUUUACACCAGUCUUUACGGUAGCGCCUUUU